Molecule: messenger RNA, 2509 nt
Organism: Coregonus clupeaformis (lake whitefish)
Lineage: Eukaryota; Metazoa; Chordata; Actinopteri; Salmoniformes; Salmonidae
Product: gap junction gamma-1 protein
Exons: 3
Coding region: 838-1989 (383 amino acids)
Biological process (GO): cell communication
Cellular component (GO): connexin complex
Source: RefSeq, a predicted model, not a curated record
GGCUGCCUUUGUGAGACACUUACAUUGAUGUUAAUGCCAUCUGGUGGAUAUUUGUGAUAUCUUGCAGAUGGAUCACCACAUUUGUCUCCUGAUGAUAGCUAAGGCAAGAUGUAGGUGCAUUUUCUCAUCUAUUGUGUUGUGCGCCUUUGAAUUCCUUGAGCCAUCUGAUUUUGCUAGGGUUUUUCUUUUUUAAUAUUACCAAUCAAAUAGACCAUAUGAGUAUAGUGAGAGAACACAAUUUCAUAGAGGCCUAUACUGACAAACAGAAAAAGAGGCAUACACCACACAGACACAUUUAUUAUUUUAUUAGUAGCAUAUGCUUAUAUCACAUCUACACACUUCAGUUGGUUGGUGUAGUAAAUGUACUGCUCCUCUGCAGGCAAUCGAGGUCUUAUCUUCAUAUUAUUUGGGCAGUUUCAAUAUUGUAGUAUUUGUGGGGACUGAAACUGAUUUAUGCAAACUUAUAGGCUAUAUUAUUUGUCUAAAGAGAUAUUUGACAAGCCUCAUAUAUCCACUAGAAUAGUCCAUGAGGGAAAUUUGUCAAACAGUCUACUCUUUGUUCAUAACUAUUCUCACCCAAUAGCUGGUCUGAAUUUCCCAGAAAAUGAAUAAUUGGCAAUGAAGUUGAUGUUUCCGUAGGAAUCGUUUAGGGGUGUGUGUCAUUGGCACUCACACAUGUUGCAAACUCUCAUACUGAGGAGGAAUCCUUCUCGUCAUUUUUCAGCAAAGAGCUCCUUUCUUCUGGCAGUUGAGAGGCUGUCGUUAUAGAGGCGGGUUAGACACAUUCUUGAAAACCAAAUGAUUUGAGUGUCCCUCUCCCCCCACUCCGGAGUCACCAUGAGCUGGAGUUUCCUGACGCGUCUCCUGGAUGAGAUCUCCAACCAUUCCACCUUUGUGGGCAAGAUCUGGCUCACGCUGCUCAUCGUCUUCCGCAUUGUGUUGACGGCUGUUGGAGGCGAAUCCAUCUACUACGAUGAACAGAGCAAGUUUGUGUGCAAUACGCACCAGCCCGGUUGCGAAAAUGUGUGCUACGACGCCUUUGCGCCGCUCUCGCACAUCCGUUUCUGGGUCUUCCAGGUGAUCAUGAUCACCACCCCCACCAUCAUGUACCUGGGCUUCGCCAUGCACAAGAUCGCCCGCAUGGACGAUGAUGAAUACAGGCCCAGCGGCAAGAGAAUGCCCAUGGUGAGCCUAGGGACCAACAGGAACUACGAGGAGGCGGAGGAUAAUGGUGAGGAGGAUCCCAUGAUCUCGGAGGAGAUUGAGGUGGAGAAGGAGAAGAAGAAAGAGGAGAAGCCCAGCAAGAAGCAUGACGGGCGCCGGCGCAUCAAGCGCAAUGGCCUCAUGAAGGUGUACAUCUUCCAGCUGUUGUCGCGUGCUGCUUUCGAGAUCUCCUUCCUGUUCGGCCAGUAUAUCCUUUACGGCCUGGAGGUGUCUCCCUCGUACGUGUGCACACGCUCCCCCUGCCCGCACACGGUGGACUGCUUUGUGUCGCGCCCCACAGAGAAGACCAUCUUCUUGCUCAUCAUGUACGGAGUGAGUGCCCUCUGUCUGCUCUUCACCUUGCUGGAGAUCCUCCACCUGGGCUAUAGCGGCAUCCGGGACUGUCUCUGUCAUCCUCGCCCCCCAACCCCCCAUCAACUGGCUAGCCAGCAUCCCUCACUAUGUGGCCGCCGGGUGCCCACAGCUCCUCCGGGCUACAACACAGCGCUGAAGAAGGACCCCAAGGGCGUGCGGUUGGACUACAACCUGGGCGAUUCGGGCCGUGAGUCGUUUGGGGACGAGACGUCGCAGCGGGAGCUGGAGAGGUUGAGGAGGCACCUGAAGCUGGCCCAGCAGCACCUGGACCUGGCCCACCUGAACGAGGACAACAGUAGUCCGUCGCGGAGCAGCAGCCCCGAGUCCAACGGGACGGCCGUGGAGCAGAACCGCCUCAACUUUGCCCAGGAGAAGCAGAGCAGCACCUGCGAGAAAGGUUUGCGAGCCUAACUUCCUCAUUAGCCCACCUGGCCCUCUAAGGAUAUAUUAUUGCAUCUGGGACAGUGGGGGUAUGAGGGAGCAUUGUGUGGGGACAGGUGUUGUGUGUAUGUGACUCGAGGAGGAUGAAUUGGUCUGCCUUUCAGUAUUGGAGACCAUUGAACGCUCAACGAAAACAUGCCAAACUCAACGAGCAGGGUCUUCCUACCCAGCUACACUUGACGACGUCUGAAGAUCCAAAGUGUCCAAACUGUUUUCAGAACAUGCCUAUCAGUCUCUCAGGGCAGCUGUGCUGUUUUGUUGGCCAUUUACCCCUUAUUUUCUUUUGGGGAAUACUAGUGUUUCCUCUAGUUUGUAGUUAUUCCUCUUUGCUGGAGUUUAGAGGGGUCCAUCUCAAGUUGGCCUUGAACCUAAAACGGGAGUUUACAAAGUGUGUCACAAAACCAUGUCAAAGUUGUUUUUUUGUGUGUAUUUUGUGAGGAAUAGGGAAACACAGUGAGUCAGUGUUUGGAACUGUGAACUGGUGUGGUAA